This is a messenger RNA of Etheostoma cragini (Arkansas darter), 2399 nucleotides long. RefSeq names its product polymeric immunoglobulin receptor-like. The transcript has 9 exons. The record is from RefSeq and is a predicted model, not a curated record. The coding region runs from base 146 to 1222 and encodes 358 amino acids. Lineage: Eukaryota; Metazoa; Chordata; Actinopteri; Perciformes; Percidae.
AAAUUAAGCCCUAAGACUUGCGCUGUGAACAUGGCCUAUUGACAGUAGAACAACAUGAACAGCGGUGUAAAUGAGGAAGUGACCAGGUUAGAAUUACCCACCAUGAAAUUGAAAGUGCUCAUUCACUCAUGACAUUGUGGCAGGCAUGAUGUCUGCAUAUGUGCCUCACCUAAUUCUCGCCGGACUCAUAGGAAUUCACAGUCAAAUUGUUACAGUGAGUAAAGCAUCAGUCAAGGCCGGAGGUUCCAUCUCCAUCCCAUGUCUCUAUGAGUCGGGCGACAUAAACCAUGUGAAAUACUUGUGUAAAGGGAAUAAAUGGCUCUCCUGCUCAUAUGCUGUUAAAACAAAUCAGCCAGAUAAUUCUGGAAAGUUUUCAAUCUAUGAUGACAUAAACCAAAGAAUAUUCACUGUGAAAAUUAAUGGUCUGACUGAUGAUGGCGGUAGUUACUGGUGUGCUGUGGAGAAAAAAGGAUGGGAUGUUAAACAACAUUUUGAGCUGUCAGUCACCACAGGUAUGCCAAGUCUGUACGUGGACCAUCAGGAAAUUACAGCAUUUGAAGGAAGAAGUGUGACUGUCAGGUGCCACUGUAAAUAUCCAAAAAUAACACAGUGGUGCAGGCUGGGCAGCACCUGUGUGUCAGAUCAGACUGGAUUGAUACAUGGAACAACAGUGACCAUCGAUAACAGUGUUCCAAAUGGUUUCACUGUGACUAUGAUGGAACUAAAGACAGAGAGCAGUGGCUGGUAUUGGUGCAACAAUGGAGACUUUCAGAUGCCAGUGCAUGUAACUGUUCAUGAAUCAACAACAACUACUACAACUACAUCGCCCAAUACAGCAAACUUUACAGGGACACUUCCAACCACCCAGCAUUCCUCCCUGCUUACAAGUGGAGAGCCACAUACAGCUCAGCCCACAAACUCCACUAUAAACGGGCCAGGCGGAGAGAACCUGCAAGAUAAACACAAGAGUUCCACUAUUGUGACGACUCUCAGCACCACCCUCGUCUUAAUGCUGUUGGUUGUCCCCGCUGCCUUUUUUGAAUGGAGGAUGAUGAUAAAAGGAAAUAAGACCAAGCUGGAGGGCUCUGACAUCACUGUGAACGAUCUUCCCAAAGACAGUGUGACAUACAGUACCAUUGUAAUAAAGGAUGGUGUGCGAAUAUUGACUGAACCAGUAGAUGGAAGUGUGAUCUACAGCACAGUGAAACAUAAUAAGUGCUAAUGAGCAGAAAAGAUGGGAGGACUUUAAUCAAGCAACUUUUCCAUUCACCGAGUUGACAUCUUGCCUUUGAAGACAAUCAUGAUCCAGGGAGGACCUUUAUUAAUUUUCAUCCCUAAACCUCCUCCACUCGCUGGCUUAAAAAAGGUCAUCUACAUUCUGCAAUUACAUCAGGUUAUCAAAUUUUUUAAAUGAAUAAUCUCCAGUACAUGUAGUGUGCGAUCCAAUAGCAUCCACGGGGUGUGGUAUAAUAUUGGGCACAAUUAAAAAAACAGCUGACCUAAUUACUGUAUGAAAUUAAUAAAAUAUAUGAAUUUUGAUUCUGUAUAAAGUGACACUCUAUUAUUGUGCAAAUAAAAAAGAAAAUUUAAUAUGAUACAUGUCAGCUAUUCAUUUUUAUCUCAAUCAUUUUAUUUUUAACUUGUUUUUUUCCCUCAAUGUAAAGCACUUUGUAACUCAUAAUGAAGGCGAAAUGUAGCUGCAUAAUUAAGUACUUUAUCAUCACAUCAAACUGACAUAACUGCAACAAAAAAAAGAGGAAGAGAGAUUUCCCCAGUUGCAAUUGCACAUUUAUGAAUACCAGGAAAUACAAAACUAGACUGCCAAGUGGUUUUGUGUGCUCACUGUCGACAUGGCUGUUAAUCUCAGAGUUUACAGAUUUUUUUGUCUCAUGCGUGAGCUGGUUAUGUCAAUUCUGUAAUUUUUCAAUUGUCUUCAAAUUAUAUUGUCAAGACAUGUUAGAGGAAUAUUGAUAGCUAUAUAUGCAGUCAAAUGCAGUAUUUGCUCUUGUUGCAGGAAUUCACAGCAUAACUACAGUCAGUGUCGUGGAAGUGUCAGGGCUGGAAGUUCAAUCUCUAUCAUGUCUCUGUGGCUUACAAUACAUAAACCAUGUGAAAUACUUAUAUACUAAUACCUACAUAGUCAAAACAAACCAACAUCAGUACAUUACAAGGUUUAAUGGAUUUAUGAAACCACAAAUUUUUUGAUGGUUUUUAGACUACAGUUUUGCAAGGUGUUGCCUGAUGUUAUCAUUUGGUUGUGCAGUCAUUUCUUCCUUCACUUUUUUCAUUUGUAGCUGUUACACCUAUUUUCAAACCUUCACUCCAUAUUUGCGAAAUUACUUUGGACAUUUCCUGUCUAUGCCUGUCUAAUUUCAUUUGCAAAAAAACUGAUCUGAAAC